This is a messenger RNA of Phasianus colchicus (ring-necked pheasant), 4424 nucleotides long. Its product is annotated as tyrosine-protein kinase TXK-like. Lineage: Eukaryota; Metazoa; Chordata; Aves; Galliformes; Phasianidae. Gene Ontology annotation, biological process: protein phosphorylation. Gene Ontology annotation, molecular function: protein binding; protein tyrosine kinase activity; ATP binding. The record is from RefSeq and is a predicted model, not a curated record.
AUGUUCUUGUUUACAGAUCACACCAUCCAGUCUGUUUUCUGCUGCUGCUGCUGCUGUGCGGUACAAAAACGAGCAAUGAGAACAAAGAUAAACGUGGACCCUGACACUGACCUGGAGACGCAGUACUCAGCCUCUCAAGCAGAAGAUUCAUAUGCACAUACUUGGAAGUGUAAGCGUAAGAAGAAAUUGCACGUAAAGAACAAGCCUUUACCUCCUCUACCUGCUGAGGCUUUUGAAGACUACACAAAGAAACUCAAAGUUAUUGCGUUAUAUGACUUUUUUGCAAGAGGACCCUCUGAUUUAUCACUCAAGCAGUCGGAAGAAUACAUUAUCCUUGAACAGUAUGAUCCUCACUGGUGGAAGGCCAGAGACCAGUAUGGGAAUGAAGGUCUAAUUCCUAGCAACUAUGUUACUGAGAACACAAAAAGUAAUUUAGAAACAUAUGAGUGGUAUUGCAAGAACAUCAACAGAAGCCAGGCAGAACUACUCUUGCGACAGAAGUCCAAAGAAGGCUCAUUUGUUGUCAGAGAUUCAAGCCAACAGGGAAUCCUUACACUGUCUGUGUAUUCACAAUCUAAAGGAAGUCAUGGUGGAGACAUUCGACAUUAUCAAAUUAAGAAAAACCAUUUGAAACAGUAUUAUGUAGCAGAAAAAUAUCUGUUCUCCUCUAUUCCUGAGCUCAUUCAAUAUCAUCAACACAAUGCUGCAGGUCUUAUCACCCGUCUCCGACAUCCACUCAGAUCAAUCAGAUGUUCUUCACCAGCAACAGCAGGAUUUAGUUAUGAGGAGUGGGAAUUGAACCCCUCAGAACUGACGUUUAUGAAAGAGCUUGGGCGUGGGCAAUUUGGAAUUGUUCAUCUGGGUAAAUGGAAAGCAACCAUCAAGGUUGCCAUCAAAAAAAUCAAUGAAGGUGCGAUGUCUGAAGACGAUUUCAUGGAGGAGGCCAAAUUGAUGAUGAAACUAUCCCACCCAAAGCUGGUCCAGCUGUACGGGGUGUGCACACGCCAGAAGCCUCUCUAUGUGGUGACUGAAUUCCUGGAGAAUGGCUGCCUGCUCAACUACCUGCGACAGUGGCGGGGGAAGCUCAGCAGAGACAUGCUGCUGGGCAUGUGCCUGGAUGUGUGCGAAGGGAUGGAGUAUCUGGAGAGAAAUAACUUUAUUCACCGUGAUUUAGCUGCAAGGAACUGUUUAGUAAAUGCUGAACACACUGUUAAAGUAUCUGACUUUGGCAUGGCAAGAUACGUCAUUGAUGAUGAAUAUGUCAGCUCUUCAGGUGCCAAGUUUCCAAUCAAGUGGUCAUCUCCUGAAGUCUUUCAUUUCAAAAAGUACAGCAGUAAAUCAGACAUCUGGUCAUUUGGUGUACUGAUGUGGGAAGUUUUCACAGAAGGCAAAAUGCCUUUUGAAAGUAAAUCAAAUUAAGUUGUGCAUGAGAUUUCUGCAGGUAACCGACUUUAUCGGCCGCAUUUGGCAUCACACACUGUGUACAAAGUCAUGUACAGCUGCUGGCAUGAGAAGCCUGAAGGACGUCCUACUUUUGCAGAAUUAGUGGAAACCCUCACAGAUAUAAUGGAGAUGGGAUAAUUGGGGAUUUUAUACAGGUGUAUUUACUGAAAAGUGAGCACUGAGCUGGCCAGUGUAGCGUAUGCUGAAAACUUUAGCCUUUUAAAGCAGUCUCUACUUAAGCUAUGGUAGCAGCAUCCCCAUAUUGAAGCUGUUUGGGCUUGGCCUAAUUUGGAAAGAUACCUGAGGGGACUGGAUUACUGGAUUUGUACUCUCAAGCCUUUAUUUCCAUGAAAAAUCUCCUAUCUAGAAAGAAGUAACCAAGCUUACUCACCACAUAAGCAUUUUUACUUAUUCUUUUUGUCAGAGCUACACUAAUUCCUGUAACAAUAUUGAUAAGAAAUGAUUUGUUACUUAAUAUGGCUCAUGCACAGGGAAAUAGUGAUUAGCAGCAGCAAAAGUGGUGGAAGAACCUGUGAAAAAAUUCCAGGACUAAAGGCAGAGACUUUUGCAUUGCAUAACACUGAAGGAAUGGAGCAGUUUCAGAGGUAACUCAGCCUCCAGGGCAGCAUGCGGAUUUUUGCCCAGACACUGCACUGCAUGUUGCUGGGGAUCCAAACACACAGAAGGGGUGGAGGCAGCAGUUAUCCUUUGGCAGCUCCUGACUCACAUCCAAACAGCUGGAAGUGCUCAGCACCCCUGAGGAACUUUAAUUCUGCUCAUAGGUAAAGGCUAAUUUUGUGUGAAACAGAGAGAACAAGUAAAGAUUAUUUUAUUCAAGCUUCUCCCUGAACUUUUCAUUGUCUUCCAUUCCUUGCUUGCUGCAGCAUACUCAAAUGCCCAUGCUUUUCUUAUUUCUCCUUCUGCAAGUGCCCAGAAUGGUGAACAAAGAAAGGCUGGAAACUGGCCAUUAAACAAAGUGUUUUGUGUUAGUUUAACUCAAAUAGAGUCUGUGAGACCUUACUUGCACCAUAUUUGUAACUGUGCUUGUUAGCAUAUCGUUCACUUCUACUUCUUAAUUUUGGUCAGUGCAAAUGUAUUACAGAAGAGGCAGGUGAAUUUGGUGAUUUUUCAAUACAGAGAACAAUCAGGUCAUUACAAAUAAAUAGUAGUUUAAAAAUGUGAUUGCGCUGUGAAUUAUUAAUAGGUAAGCACAUCAUAUUACAUUUUAUAGCAUAUCAUAGACAAAAUACUUCAAAGCCAGUAGAUGAAGAAUGAUGGAUGUCUGAACAAGUUAGUUUUUUCAUUUCCAUAUUUUAAAAGUAACUGAACCAAUACAAUCAAUCAUUCCAAGUUUUGGAUUUCCAGAAGGUGAUGACACCUUUGGGCUAAAUUCAUGGCAAUAAUAGUUCAUUUUUACUGCAAUAGCAUUCCAAUAGUUACCACCCCUUGGGGAAGGGAGUACUUAACUCUACCAUUUGGGAAUAACUUCACACACACACUUUUAAGAUCCUUCUGCUUGAGUGAAACAUGAUAUUCUCAUCCUUUUGUGUAAUCUGCUGAAAGAAUUGCCACCAACCUAUGGCUCUGUUUACUUUUAUAACUGACUUAUUUAUGAGCAUUCAGUUCCAUCUCAGACCUCUAACUGCAUACAAACCUAUACAAUGCUAUACAAAGCACUGCUUUGAGCUUAGUACAUGUUUAUGCCUGUAUUACAGUAAUUCAAUGCUUUUGAGCUCUACAAAAAAAAUUCAAACUGUAUCUGAAGUAUAAAUGCACUCAGGGACUUUUAAUAAUAUUAGAGGAAUAUUUUCCAACAGCUCUUGUAAAACUGGUUUUGCUACAUAUAUUACUGCAAGUUAAUAUGUAAUACCACAGUACCAUGCAAUAAAAAGGGGCUCUGGUAAGUUCAGGUUCUUGAAGCACCCUGCUUUUGUUUGCAUUGUUGAGUUGUCCCGUGGUUAUCUUUGACACACACUGGUCUCAGAUGGAAAGUAAUAUUUGCCUACCAUUCCUUCAUCUUCAGAAUUCCACCUUUCUGGAAGGUGGGCAAAUUAUGAGUGGGCUGAUGUCAGCACUCUGACGCAGAUGAAUUUAGUAGCUGAUAUCACAAGGCUGACAGUAAAUAAAUUAAAAAGCACUAUCAUGUGCUUCAGGAUCAGUGGAAUCAGAGUUUAAUCAGUAAGAAGAAAGGUCUGGCAGGGCGAAGGUUGGGUGUGUAGGGCAUGUUUACUUACUUGAGAAGCUAUACCCACAUAUAAAGACCAACAGGCCAACUUAGUCCUUGAGGUGGCUCCUAGUAUACCUCAAACCCCAGACAUGUAAAAAAAGAGAAAGAAAAGAUAGGUGAACAGUGAGAAUAACUCAUGCCAUUGAUAACAGUCAUAUGUGUCUGCUAGCUGUUUGGUUUUUUUUUUUCCUGAUAAACCUUUGAGUAUUUCAAAAGAGAUUUUUGAUAGAAAAUAAGAUAUCUGAGGAGCAGACGAGGCGGUUUGAUCUGGAGAAUAGAAGGCUGAAGGGAGAUUUCAUGGUUUUCUACAACUAUCUGGAAGGCGGUUGCAGUGAGAAGGAUGACACUCUCUUUUUCUCAGUGACAAGUUUAUAGGAUGUGAGUAAAUGGUCUCAAGCUUAGCCAGGGGAGGUUUAGAUUAGUUAUCAGGAAGUAUUUGAUAAUAGAGAGGGUGAUUAGACAUUGAAAUGGCCUGCCUAGGGAAGUGGUGGAGUCUCUGUCCUUGGAAGUAUGAAAGAGAUGUGUGGAUGUGGCACUAAGGGCCAUGGUUUGUACUAAAGGGUGGUUGGUUGGAUAUGAUAUUCUUAGGGGACUUUCCAAAUAAAUGGUUCUAUGAAAAGAGCAGUAAAGAUUGGAAGGAAGCACAGUGUCCCCGAAGGGCUGUUAAGAGUACUUAGCAAUGGCAAAAAUUUGGCCACUGUUUGCUCAUCAAAUAUCAUAAAACAGACUAACAGCCAGGUGAGACAAAAAAAAA